AUGCCUCCUUCAUUCGGAUCAUCUCUGAAAGACCCCAGCCUCUUUGUUGAGAAGUCCUACGUCGAUGGACAAUGGGUCUCCUCGACUUCAAACAAAACCUUUAAUGUGUACAAUCCCGCAACAGAGGAGUUGAUUGGCAGUUGUCCUGAGUCCAACACAGAUGACCUGAACAAGGCCAUUGACGCAGCAGCCAAAGCGUUCCCAUUAUGGAAAUCACAAUCCGGCCGCCAGCGUGGCCGAAUCAUCAAGCGCAUCUUUGAGCUUCUCGUCGAGAACAAGGAAGAUCUCGGCAAGAUCAACACCGCCGAGAACGGCAAGGCCAAGGGUGAUGCCGAGGGCGAGUCUCUUUUUGCCGCCAGCUUCUUCGAGUGGUUUGGCGAGGAGGCUUCUCGGAUAUACGGAGACAUCAUCCCCCACAGCAACCCGACCUACAGAACCCGUGUUAUCAAAGAGCCGGUUGGCGUCUGUGGUCUGAUUGUACCGUGGAACUUCCCCCUUGCCAUGGGUGCCCGUAAGGUCGCCGCCGCACUCGCAGCUGGAUGCACCGUGGUAAUGAAAUCCGACGGCCUUACUCCCUUUUCGUCAAACGCCCUGGCAGUCUUGGCUGAGCGCGCUGGCGUACCUCCUGGUGUUCUCAACGUUGUCACCGCGCUGGAUAACACGCCCCAACUUGGACUCGCUCUUUGCGAGUCGGACACUAUCAAGAAGAUUUCCUUCACCGGCUCAACCAGAGUCGGCAAGCUAUUGAUGAAGCAGUCGAGCGACACGCUCAAGAAGUUGAGCUUGGAGUUGGGAGGCAAUGCCCCCUUCAUCGUAUUCGACGACGCCAAUCUUGAGGUUGCCAUUUCCAGCGUUCUUAUUUCUAAAUUCAAAGUCACUGGCCAGACCUGCGUGUGCGCGAACCGGAUAUUUGUCCAGGAGGGUAUCUACGACAAGUUUGCCCAAAGGCUAGUUGAAGAAGUUUCAAAGUUCAAGGUCGGCCAUGGUACCGACGGAUCAGUUACUCACGGUCCCUUGACAAACGGCGUUGGCAAGGUGGAGGAGCACAUCAAGGACGCCGUGAGCAAGAAGGCCAAGGUUCUCUACGGCGGAAAAUCACUUCCUUCCGUGGGUAAGAACUUUCACGAGCUUACAAUCCUGGGCGACGUCAACGACGAUAUGAAGGUGACACAGGAAGAGACCUUUGGGCCUCUUGCGGCGCUGACGAAGUUCUCGACUGAGGAGGAGGUUAUCAAGAGGGCCAACAACUCCGAUGUCGGACUGGCCUCCUACCUCAUCACAAACGACUUGGGCAGGUCUCAUCGCGUGUCUGAGCAGUUGGAGUUUGGUAUGGUUGCCAUCAACACUGGCGUUAUAUCUGAUGCGUCCGCACCAUUUGGUGGUGUCAAGCACUCUGGCAUGGGUCGUGAGGGAAGCAAGUACGGCGUAGACGACUAUUUGACGAUCAAGAUGAUUGUUACAGGAGGUAUUUCAACUCGUUUGUAG
This is a messenger RNA of Colletotrichum truncatum, 1485 nucleotides long. Its product is annotated as succinate-semialdehyde dehydrogenase. Gene Ontology annotation, molecular function: succinate-semialdehyde dehydrogenase (NAD+) activity. Gene Ontology annotation, cellular component: cytoplasm. Lineage: Eukaryota; Fungi; Ascomycota; Sordariomycetes; Glomerellales; Glomerellaceae. Gene Ontology annotation, biological process: GABA catabolic process. The record is from RefSeq and is a predicted model, not a curated record.